This is a messenger RNA of Mycena citricolor, 725 nucleotides long. NCBI's taxonomy places the organism in Eukaryota, Fungi, Basidiomycota, Agaricomycetes, Agaricales, Mycenaceae. The record is from the annotation of a GenBank genome assembly.
AAGAGGGUUAAAAGGCUAAUGAAAUCCGUACCUGCCUCCCCACAUUGCUAAACCAUGUUGUUCUUCCACCAAGUCUCACUCGCCUCCCUUUUGCUCCUCACCAGCGCGAGCGCUCAAACGCUGUACGGGAUCUCCGCCGCGCCGACCCAGACGCAGGGCAUCGACUACUUCACGAUCAGCACAAAAUUAAUCGACAUCUCUGUGGGCGGCACGGACGCGCAGGGCGGGACGACCUACAUUGAGGUGGAGGGGGCCGACAAGCAGGUGGUGACGGUGCAGGGCAUCGUUGGGACGCUUCCCGCUACGACGACGACGCAAACGUUUGUCGAAGGUCCGUCUGGAUUAGCGGCGACGGUGAAAGUGGGGCAGGCUCUGGGCGGAGAAAUAGACGAGUCGUGUACCUGGAGUCCGGACCACACUGGCACGGGCGAGUGCGUGCUGAAGAACAGUCAGGCGACGGUGACGCUCGUGGGCGCUGUAGCGCCCCUGGCCACAUUGCCGCUCCAUACCAAGAACAGCGCGGUUCAGAUUGGGAGUGGGUUUAUCACAGGGGUGGCCGGCAUCGUCGUUGGUGCAGCAAUCGCGCUGGUUUGAGCUAUGAAUGGAUGAUAGAGAGAACCAGAAUGUGUGAUGUGUGUAGAUGACAUGCGAUGAACGAUGAAAAGAAGGAACAAAUAAGAAAAACGAACGCCUCAUUCACCCUCCUCCAACAUCCGGAACAUUCC